AUGGCGGCUGUCUCCGUACCUCCAGCUCAGGUUGAUGACCAUCAGUUCUGGAACGAUCCAAUUCUUUGCGAGGAAACGCGAGCCAGAUUGAAACAUUUCCGCAGUCCUGGAUGGCUCCCUCCAAACUUCAAGCCAAGAACGCUAAUAGGAAUCGCCGUGGUCGAACGGUACUGGCGGAAAUAUUGUAUUCAAUCGAACCAGGACUACGUGAACUAUCUUCUGCUGGAAGACCAAGCGAUCUACAUGAACCUUUUCGACUGGAUGUUUAAGACAUCAAGAAAGAAAGCACUUCAAUCGUAUGACGAAUACUGGCGCCGCCUUUGUCAAUACUUCGAGCUAUUCGCCCGUCGCAGUGUUAAUGACGAUAUUCAUAAGCAGAUGCGACGCUUUCUCAAUGGCGUAUUCCCGGCAGAGCGCAAAAUUUCCAGACGAACGAAGGAUAAGAAUACUCUAGAUGUGAAUGUCUUUUGUGUGAUCUAUCGGCAUCACUGGGUCCAUUCGCGGUUUUUUCGUCACGGAAGUAUGAUCGUCCAAUUUGCUACCAUCCAACUCUGGUCAGCCAUUACCGGGACCCGACCCGGCGUCUUACUUCCACAGAACACCUCUCUACCUGAUGAAUCCUCUCUGAGCAAGCGCAAACAAAAUCCCACUUUUCAGAGUGAUCUUCCGAAGCACAUCCCCGUAACAGACCUUCCGGACUCGGUCUGUUACCGCUCUUCUACCUGCGCGACCCUCAGAGCAGACGUGACGUUCUUUGUGCGGUGA
Messenger RNA from Penicillium longicatenatum, 765 nucleotides. RefSeq lists its product as uncharacterized. The record is from RefSeq and is a predicted model, not a curated record. Bases 1 to 765 code for a protein of 254 amino acids. The transcript has 3 exons. NCBI's taxonomy places the organism in Eukaryota, Fungi, Ascomycota, Eurotiomycetes, Eurotiales, Aspergillaceae.